GUACAACGUAAACAUUGAUCUGGACUGAAGUCGAAAACAUUUUUUAAACACAUAAUGUCAUUUACUCAAAGAUCAAGUGGUCUUGAAACUGCCACUGUACAGAGUGCUGGGGCUGAUGGGGGCGUGGAAGAACGAGACGAUGAGGGGUAUACCCUGGAUGAAGAGGAAGACCACAAUUCAAAAGAAACAAGAUUGACUUUAAUGGAGGAAAUUCUUUUACUAGGACUCAAGGAUAGGGAGGGGUACACAUCAUUUUGGAAUGACUGCAUUUCUUCAGGUUUACGAGGUUGCAUAUUAAUAGAACUUGCUCUGCGAGGAAGACUUGAACUUGAAAAAGUAGGCAUGCCUAGAAGAAGUCUCCUAAAACGAAAAGUCCUCUUAAAAUCAUCCAAUCCAACAGGAGAUGUAUUACUGGAUGAAACACUGAAGCAUAUAAAAGAGACAUCGCCACCAGAAACUGUUCAAAGUUGGAUAGAAUACCUCAGUGGUGAAACAUGGAAUCCUCUUAAACUAAGGUACCAACUGAGAAACGUUCGUGAAAGAUUGGCCAAGAAUUUAGUGGAGAAAGGCAUAUGUACAACAGAAAAACAGAACUUUUUAUUAUUUGACAUGACAACACAUCCACUUACUGAUGGUGGCAUCAAGCAAAAACUUAUCAAAAAAGUCCAAGAAUCUGUGCUCAGUCGCUGGACGAAUAAUCCCCAGAAAAUGGACAAAAGAAUGCUCUCCCUUAUUUAUCUGGCUCACGCUUCGGAUGUUUUAGAAAACGCCUUUGCUCCAUUAUCUGAUGACGACUAUGAAGUGGCGAUGAAGCGCGUUCGGGAGUUAUUGGACCUUGAAUUUGAUGCCGAGAGCAUGAAAGAGGGGGCAAAUGAACUCAUGUGGGCAGUGAUAGCAGCUUUUAGCAAAUAGGUGGGGAAAUGUCAUGUGGGGGGAAAAAAUUGGGACAAUUAUGUUAUUUAAAGAUACACAAAUAUGUAAGUUGAUGAGGAUUAUUUUUUGUUUUUGUUUGUUGUAAAUACAUUUCAGGACCAUAACAUGAUAAAUUUUGACAGAAUUUUUCCAUUAGGGUGCAAGUAAAACUUGUGUAUAAUUUUCUGUCAAGACUUUUUAAUGAAACUGCAGACUCAACUUCAAUUAAAAAACAAAUAAUUUAGCCACAACUCAGAUUUUUUAAAUGUUUUAAUGAAUUCUCUGUUGAAAUACACACAUUAUUAAAACGUAAAGUAAAAUAUAGAAAUGAAAAUUUCUUUAAAUAAGAAAGCUACAAUAUCCAUUGGACUAUCAGAUAAAUAUGUGCUGCUUUGCGGUUAAUACCAUUUGUGUAGCCACUUCUUUUUAUGCAGUGAGUAGUUUGCACGCAUAUAUAAAGCUUUUUAUGAUAUAAAUUGAUUAAUCACACAGGGUUCAUAUGUGAACAUGUGUAUGCAUCACACACUGACAUUCCUGCUGAGUUAGAUAAUUGUUGAAUAAUUCUUUACAAUAUAAAAUCCAUUCUUGCAUCCAUUAUUUGUAAUAAAUUGAGGAAACCAGUUAUAGAAUGCUUAAAUAGUGUACACCUCUUCUGGAGGUAAAGUUUAUCUCCAGGAUUCAUACAUGUAGUGUUAAAAAUUGGAAAUUAAAAUUCUAAUGCAUUACAAUUGAGUUUGAUGCAAGUGACAGAUGCAUUGUGAUCACCCCAGUUUUACAUUGUGAUUUAAAUAUGAGUGGUAGUAUUGUGGUAUAGUUAAAUGUAUCUUGGAUUUUGCAGCAGUUUUUGGUUGCAUGGCAUUUAUGUUUUGUUUUUUGUUUGUUUGUUUUUUUUUUGAAAUUGCCACAAAAAAAGAAAUAUUCCACUGUAAAUCUGAAGGAAUAUAAAGAAUCAAGAGGUUAGAAUAUUUUUUUUUUGAAAUAUUGAGAAAUUGGGGGUCGGGGUGGGGUACAUUUUUUUUUAGAUAUGAGUCAUUUAGGUCAUUUGCAACAUACAUGUACUUUACAGGGUUCCUUUCUCAAUAAUUUUACAAGAAAUUCUUAUUUUCAAAUUAUCAAAUGGUAUUAGACCAAAAGAAAAAUUAGAAUACUUUUAUACCAGUUAAUUUGAACAGAUACUAAAC
This is a messenger RNA of Saccostrea cuccullata (small rock oyster), 2093 nucleotides long. RefSeq names its product Golgi phosphoprotein 3 homolog sauron-like. The coding region runs from base 55 to 912 and encodes 285 amino acids. NCBI's taxonomy places the organism in Eukaryota, Metazoa, Mollusca, Bivalvia, Ostreida, Ostreidae. Gene Ontology annotation, molecular function: phosphatidylinositol-4-phosphate binding. Gene Ontology annotation, biological process: Golgi to plasma membrane protein transport; Golgi organization; retrograde vesicle-mediated transport, Golgi to endoplasmic reticulum. The record is from RefSeq and is a predicted model, not a curated record. Gene Ontology annotation, cellular component: Golgi cisterna; trans-Golgi network; cytosol. The transcript has 3 exons.